Pteropus alecto (black flying fox) is the source of this 1805-nucleotide messenger RNA. It is a transcript of the gene NUF2, whose product is annotated as NUF2, NDC80 kinetochore complex component. The transcript has 13 exons. Gene Ontology annotation, molecular function: protein-containing complex binding. Lineage: Eukaryota; Metazoa; Chordata; Mammalia; Chiroptera; Pteropodidae. Gene Ontology annotation, biological process: mitotic spindle organization; meiotic chromosome segregation; kinetochore organization. Gene Ontology annotation, cellular component: kinetochore; Ndc80 complex. The record is from RefSeq and is a predicted model, not a curated record.
GUGACGAGAGGUGCUGGCCGUGCCAUUUCUGACGAGCCGAGACUCCCAAGAUGGAAACUCUGUCUUUCCCCAGAUAUAAUGUAGCCGAGAUUGUGACUCAUAUCCGAAACAAAAUCUUAACAGGAGCCGAUGGUAAAAACCUCUCCAAAAAUGAUCUCUAUCCCAAUCCGAAGCCCGAGGUCCUGCACAUGAUCUACCUGCGGGCCCUGCAGAUCGUGUACGGGACGCGCCUGGAGCAUUUCUACAUGAUGCCCGUGAACUCCGAUGUCAUGUAUCCACACCUAAUGGAGGGCUUCUUACCAGUCAGCAAUUUAUUCAUCUAUCUGAACUCAUUUCUGCCCAUCUGCCGGGUGAACGACUUCGAGACUGCUGAUAUUCUGUAUCCAAAAGCAAAACGGACCAGUCGGUUUUUGAGUGGCAUCAUCAACUUCAUCCACUUCAGGGACUCGUGCCGUGAGACCUACAUGGAGUUUCUCUGGCAAUACAAAUCUUCUGUGGACAAAAUGCAGCAGUUAAAUGCCGCACACCAGGAGGCGUUAACGAAACUGGAGAGACUCGAGUAAGUGGAUUCAGAGACCAAACAAUCGCGACUUCAGAACCCCAGAGCGGACCGUCGCGAGUUGCUGUCUGAGUCUGUUGCGGGCGCGAGCCUUUGCAGCCCGCCCGUGGAAGCUGCCGUCGGAGGCGGCAGUGAGCGCGGGGCGGGCGUGAGCGUGAACACGGAUCUCCCUGUGUCCCUUCCUGCUGUCCCCAGACUGCACUGGGCCGCCCAGGCACUGCGGCCAGCCCUCAGGGUGCCUCUGGGAGUCUCGCGUUUCCACGGGGAGGAGGUGUCCGGCAUCUACCGGGGACACUGCAGUUUCGGCGUGAAUCACGUGACCUCCGCUCGGAUACUGCUGCAAGAGAGAAAUGCCCAGAAGAAGUCGGAUAUUUUGGAGCGAACCAAGCGUUUGAAUGAACUGAAAUUGGCGGUGGUGUCUUUGAAAGAAGUACAGGAGAGUUUGAAAACAAAAAUUGUGGAUUCUCCAGAGAAGCUGAAGAAUUAUAAAGAAAAAAUGAAAAAUACAGUCCAGAAGCUUAAGAACUCCAGGCAAGACGUGUCGGAGAAGUACGAAGCGUACCGGGACUCGGUGGACGGCCUGCCGUCCUGCCAGCGGGAGCUGCAGCUCUACCAGAAGAAGGUCCAGGACCUCGCGGACAACAGGGAGAAGCUGGCCGGUCUCCUGAAGGAGAGCCUGAGCCUGGAGGACCAGAUCGAGAGCGGCGAGUCGGAGCUGCGCAGGCUGAAGGCGGAGGAGAGCUCCCUGCGGAGGCUGGCGGGCGCCCGGAAGGACCGGCUGGCCACGGCGCAGUUCCGGAUGAGCAGGAAGCACGAGGACGCCGAGCGGCACAAGCGCGUGGUGAUCGAAGACUGCAACAAGGUCCAGGAGAAGAGAGGGGCCAUCUGUGAGCGCAUCGCCGCCGCCAGCCAGGAGAUCCAGCAGGUCCGGUUCGCGAUCCAGCAGCUGAAGGACGCCACUGAGCGCGAGAAGCAGAAGUCCCAGGUGAGGCCGCCGAGCAACCGCCUCUGCUGCGCCCGCGGCUACCGGGCAGGUCACGACCCCUCCCGUGCGGAGUCCCCUCCCCAGGGCGGACGUGGCCCCGCGGGCCUUUUGCCUUUCCGUCCUGGUGCACACGUUUGUGUGACCGGCCCAGUCGGCUGCGUCCUCCUCCCUGAAGGCACCUAGGGGGUUGUUAUGCUUUCCUGCAUGAGUGGGUAUUCCAGAAUGUUCUGUUGGGAUAAAUGAACGUCAUAGUGACAUCGA